AUGCCGAUCGCGCUGGAGAGAGGAGGGAGCGGCAGGAGCGAUGGGGAGGGCAUCAUCCGGAGGAGCGGCUGCGGCGCUGGCGGCGACUCCCCGGCGGGGAGAUCGGCGGUGAUGGCGCUUCGGAUUGGCCUGGUGAUGCCUGCGACAGGGAUGGAGAAGGAGGAGGAGGCAAACUCUUGCAGUUCGUCGAUCGGGAGGAACAGCGACUGCUCCGGUGGAUCGGCGGGGCUGGAUGAGGAGGAAUCGGGGGAGGCGGAGGUGGAGAGCGCGCCGCAAGGUCCCCUGGACACGACAGAAGCUCUGGAGGAAGCCCUUCCCAUGAGGUGCCGGCUCUCUCUCUGUUUCUCUCUCGCUCUGUUGCAUUUUGCUGCGAGUGCUCCGUGUGAUCUCCUGUUUGAUCGUUCUUUGUUAAGAAUUUCCGAGUGCUGUUCGGCAUCUGGCAGUUUCCGUGAAAAUCUGUCCCUGCCCCCUCAAAUGCCUGUAUGUCGAAUCCUCAGUCCUGGCUGGAGAUCAUUAAUUAGGGGAAGAAAAUCCCGGAUCACUCGUCGGUCUCGCUGUGGGCGGAGAAGAACCUUUCGAGAUGCAAAUCGGUGCUAGAUCGAGUACCUCUCGUGUCGUCGUCGUCGUUCAUCUCAGGUUUCUGAGGCAUUUUCUCGGCGAUCCGUGGUUCCAGAGUCCUGUUUCUCGAUCCCGAUGCCGUCGAUUCAUGGCAGCGAAGACAUUCUUGACGCUCCCCCGUUCUGGCCUUGCAGGCGCGGCAUGUCCAAGUUCUACGCGGGGAAAUCCAGAUCAUUCACCAGCCUCGCGGAGGUCUCCUCCUCGUCCUCCACCAAGGAUCUGGCGAAGCCGCAGAACGCCUACACACGCAAGCGCAAGAACCUCCUGGCCUUCAGCAUCAACUGGGACCGCCAUCACAACAGCGCCCCCCUGGCGAGCACUCGCGGGAGCACCCCCAAGAGGCCGGCCAACUCCAGCCGCAGCGGCGGCGACACGGAGGUCCCGGCGCCGCCGCCGCUCCGACCGCCGCCCCAUCCGAAUGCCGAACCCCGGCUCCCUCCCCGCGGCGGUUCCCCCCCACCAAGGUGCCAUUUCUCCGUCAGAUCCUUAUCCUUGACAGAUCUGCAGUCCGCGGCAGAUCCGUCCAUCAUCCCCACAGGCAAACACAUGGGAUUCGACUAG
This is a messenger RNA of Spirodela intermedia, 1179 nucleotides long. Lineage: Eukaryota; Viridiplantae; Streptophyta; Magnoliopsida; Alismatales; Araceae. The record is from the annotation of a GenBank genome assembly.